UAAGAAUUGGAGGGAAAAAAAUGUGAUCUCAGUGAGUUUGACUGUGGCAUGAUUGUUGCUGCCAGACGAGCUGGUUUGUAGCAUUUCGGAACCUGCUCAUCUCCUGGGGAUUUUCACACGCAACAGUCUCUGAAGUUUACUCCGAGCAGUGCGAAACAAACAAAAAACAUCCAGUGAGCGACAGUUUCUGUGGACGCCUCGUUGAUGAGAGAGGACAGAGGAGAAUGGCCAGACUGGUUGGAGCUGAUACAAAGGCUACAGUUACUUGGUGACUCAAACUGGUUUAAUGAACAUGACGUUAUUUUCCUCUGGUAUUUAUUGUCGGAAUUCACCACAGUUUGAUGACCUGUUUGGUUUCUCCGUGGAGGAUGUGAUGAAUGAGGUCAAACGAGGAAGCAAGCUGAAUUGUAAAAAUUGUAAGAGAAAGGGCGCCACUGUUGGUUGUGAAGUCAGACGCUGCAAGAGGUCCUACCACUACCCCUGUGCUAUUAAAGAGGGAGCUAAGACUAUUGAAGAUCCAGAAGAGGGGAAUUAUGGGCUAUACUGCUGCAAACACUACCAGCAGCUACAGAGACCAGAAAACAAUGAUUGUAUAAAUGGGCCUGUCUCUUCCUGCACAAUAAACGGAACCUCCAGCAAUCCCAGUGCAGCUGGAUCAUCUAAGGUGACACAUUGUGACAAACAUGCUCCCUCAUCAUAUAAGAGGAACGCCAAUGACGAUUCUACAGCGGCCGGACCGUCUGUUGGCAGUACAAUGCGUUUGCCUUCCAAGAGACGGUUGAGUUUCACUGACAAACAGGAGGAGAGCCCCUCUAAAUGUAACUUUGGAGGAUGGACAAAGAUAAUAUAUGAUUCUUCAAAUUCAGAUGAGAAUGUACCCAACGCAGAAAUGCAAUUAUUCGCCCCUUUAGAGUCAGAUUUAGAGGAAAGUGCAAAUUCUGUUCCUGAGCAACAAUUUAUCGGAAAAGACACAGAGACUCCCACAGCAUCCACCUCAGGAAAUCAACAGGAGGAUGAGAGCAGCGGUAAAAAUACAGAUGAAGAUGAAACAAUCGAACAUUCAGGCGCUGAUUCAGAGAGUCUGCUGCUUCGUUCGGAGAUCUGCACAAAGGCUCAGUCGGUUUCAAAGACAAGUUCUCCAGUCUCACCUCAGACAGUAUCAACUACAUAUACCAAAGUGAUUUUGGUGGAGAUGGAAAAGAGAGAGGAUGAAGGGUCCAGUCCUGAGAAGAAUCCUGUCCACAGUCCUGAUCAACACACUGCUGGACCCUAUGUCCCACGGCAAAGCUCCACUCGGACCCCUCCCUCUCCUGACCACUCCAAACCCCACAGUGUUACCGGCUCACUUCCGUGCACCAGCUUGGCCAUUUCCCCGGCUCCACAUGAAACCAUUUGUGUUUCCCUCAUCUCCUCCUCUCCCUCUCCCGUGGCCCCCACCUUUGACCCAGAGCCCACCAUCGACUCCCCUAGUUUCUGGAAAAGCUGCAACGCGGCAGGAUGCACACAGGCCAUCUUUACUGAUUUCAUAACUGAGAUGAACGAUAUCUCCAGCAGAAUUCAGUCAGACCAGGCCAGCCAGGGGGAUUAUGAUCUUGCACUUAUAGUGAUGGAGACUUCUGGGAAGCUGGCAGAGCUCGUGGCCAAGCAGCAGAAAGAGCUACAACGGAAACAAACAGAGCUGACAAAGGCAGCAGCAGCUAUGAAGGAGGUCGUCUCAGCAGUGAGAAGAGUCCAUCCACAGCUUCUAUAAGAACACGGACAUCUGGGUUUACAUUUAACCUGCUCUUCUUCUGGGUCUGUGAUUCCCACUGUUGUGUAUUUCUAAUUAUUCGCGCUGAUAUUUUUAAAUUUUUAUACAAACAGCACAAUAAUAUUUUUUAUUGAUUAUGCCAUAAUAUGUACAGAACUGGAUAGGGUUUGCUAUGGAAAUAUAAAACUGUACUAAUAUUUGGUACGAAUAAUUUAAAAGCCCUCGGAAGAUUUAAAAUACUGAAUCUUGCGAUAUGAUCUCAGAUUUCAGCCUGUGAUCGUGAUCAUGAUC
This is a messenger RNA of Xiphias gladius (swordfish), 2041 nucleotides long. It is a transcript of the gene phf11, whose product is annotated as PHD finger protein 11. Gene Ontology annotation, cellular component: nucleus. Gene Ontology annotation, molecular function: histone deacetylase binding; histone binding. The record is from RefSeq and is a predicted model, not a curated record. The transcript has 17 exons. Bases 287 to 1750 code for a protein of 487 amino acids. Lineage: Eukaryota; Metazoa; Chordata; Actinopteri; Istiophoriformes; Xiphiidae.